AUGUAUAGAUCAUCAAAUUUUCAGCCAAAUAACACGCUUUCGAUAACUCCUCAAUGGAAUAAUCUUAUUUGCUACCUAUGCAAGCAGCCAGGACAUAUAAAGAGAAAUUGUCCUAAUAGUUUUAGCAUUCCAACCAUAAAUUCUAAGUUCAGACAGAUUAUAUUAAAAGUAAUACGAAAGUCAAUAGCAAAGAAGCUGAAAGACCCAAUUAUUGUGGAAGAAAAAAAUGAGGACAUUGAAUUAAACUAUGCAAGUAGAUCCAAAAAGAGAGUUACAGCAUUAUAUUAUGAUGCAUACAUCAAAAAUGUGAAAAUUCCGUUAAUAAUUGACUCCGGUUUUGCUAGAUGCAUAAUUUCCCUAAAGUUGCUUAAAGAUCUGGAUAUGGAGAUAACAGGAGCAUCUGAAACAAUAAUGACACAUGAUUCCUUUUGA
Molecule: messenger RNA, 432 nt
Organism: Funneliformis geosporum
Lineage: Eukaryota; Fungi; Glomeromycota; Glomeromycetes; Glomerales; Glomeraceae
Source: the annotation of a GenBank genome assembly